This is a messenger RNA of Caenorhabditis elegans, 2342 nucleotides long. It is a transcript of the gene gei-14, whose product is annotated as GEX Interacting protein. NCBI's taxonomy places the organism in Eukaryota, Metazoa, Nematoda, Chromadorea, Rhabditida, Rhabditidae. The record is from RefSeq and is marked reviewed. The coding region runs from base 98 to 2221 and encodes 707 amino acids. The transcript has 7 exons.
GGUCUCGGCACGGAGUCAGGUUACGGUUGCUCUCAUUUCAUAUGUGCGUUUUCAAGAAUUGCAUUUACGUAACUUAAAUGUUUUGGUGAAUUCACUGAUGAAUCGUCGAGUACCGAAGUCCAAGUCUUGGAAAACGAGACUGUCUGCUGGUGGAGCGAAUCGGACAAGUCUACAUGGUCAAAUGAGCAGAUAUCCAGAAGUAGCGGAAGAUUAUCUAAUUAUGCAACCUUCAAUUCGGCGAUCGAGUGGAUCUGAUUUGAUGCCUGUAGCUAGGUUCAAUAAUUUCAAACGCUGGAAUAGCUGCCUACAACAUGUAGAGUCUCAACCUGAAGAUAUACGUGAGUGGGAUCCUCCUCCUCCGUCUAGCCAUUGUCCUCAAAUAUAUCAUAAAUCACAAUAUUCUAGAAGAGAACGAUCACCUGAUAUCCUGACAGACGACAGAGGUCGUCCCAUUCCUAGAAGGGGCAUGUUUUUGAAUGCAAAGUACUCAGAAGCAGCUCGGCCUCCUAUCGACGAAGAUCGAAUUCGGCAUACGGAGGAUGUUAUCAAAAGGAUGUUAUAUAAGGGUCGUCGAAAAGAAUCUAUGGGAUAUUAUCCCAAUCGGAACCAUCUGAUGCGCGAUCAAAUCAGACAGACUGUUUACAACCUUGGCGUUCCAAAUGGUUACAGAGCUCCAGAGCAAGAUCAUUUUGAGGAUGACUAUGAUGAUCAGCCCGGACCAUCAAAUAGACACUAUGGAGUAUCCUCACAUCCUGAAUAUUAUCGAGAGGAUCGUUGGCGACUGGCAGAAGGCGACUAUGAAGUGGAUAAAGGAGACGGUUCUAGACAGCUGAACAAAGAAAAAUAUUUAAAAAAGCGACGGAAACAAAUGAUUGAAAGAGAAUCAGUUGAUUCGGAAAUCAGUGAGGAGGAAGAAGAAGAAGAAAUAUAUAAUAAACAAACAAAACGACGGAGAAGUCAGAAAACACCAAUUCAGCAUAAUAAAAAUAGAACAGAAUCACGGCUACACCAAAAAGAAAAAAGCUCCAGUGAUGAAGAAGUCCAUGAGAAAUCUACCAGCUCGCGUCAUUCCAAUGUCUCAAGAUCUUCUAAAUCGCCUUAUCUCAACGAUGAUCGCGCCCCAUCUAGAGGUAGUAAAUGUACAUCUUCUCAUCACAGUACUCCGAAACUUUUGACACCAAGUCCACAAUACUUGAAAGAUUCUGACGAUGAUGAUAACUGGAAGAAUUCGAUACCUUUUAUGAGCAGCUCAGAUGGUGCCGGAGCUGGAAUGCGAGUCCGAAUAGGAUCGGCAAUCGCCUCAUUGCCGUUGAGAGAUGAUUCGAAGAAUUCAUAUUCCGAAGUAGCAUUAAUGUUGCUUGAGAGAAGCGUUAAAAAUUUGAAAAACCCUCAAAAAAUGCUUAUUAAAGAGAAACCGCAAACUCGAAUUAUGAACAUGAGCACCUCAUGGGCUCAACAAGAUCCUAAGAAACGUAACGAAAAUGAUGAUGAUGAAAUUGUACCAGAAACGGAGAAAGCCGAAACAUCUCUCAUGCAUGACCUCUCAAGAAUCCAACAUCCUCAAAACGCGACAACAGUUCAAAUGGACCAAACUCUUUUCACAAAUUCAAAACUUAUGAAAAUUGAUGUUGCUAUUGCGAAGAAUUGGCUGGAUACUAAAAUGAAAAAGACAUUGAUUCCACCGCCAUUAUUCAGAUCUUCUCCAAUCAGCGAAGAUGUCUUUAAAUCCAGUGAUCGAAUCACUAUGCCAAGCACUAUCAAAGGUCCGGAAUCAACGGCCGUUGGAAAUCGUAUCAGUUCAGAUGGAGAAGAGGAAGAUUUUGCAACAAAGCAGUUCGACAUUGAUGAUUAUAUAGCACGCGGAGCAUCGAAAAUUGAUUUUUCCAAAACAAUCACUGCUCCAAAUACAAGUUUUCAAGAGCCUUCAACUUCACUAUUCAAGGAUCCAACAUUCUUCCGCCAAGAAUCGAAAGGAAACGAGAUGAAUAUUGAAUCAUUCUCUGAAAGGACUCCUUCAAAAAAUAGAACUUCGCAACAGAUGGAGUUUCAGAUAUCAACAUCUUCUAUUUCGAAAACAAAAACUAAUGCCUCACUCGACUCCAUUCAUAGAAGGAAGUCUAAACCCCAACCAAUGCUGGAGUUCGACGCGGAGACGCAAAAAAUGUUUGAUGAUGCGUUUCAAAGUGACAAAAAAUCUACAAAAGAAAAGUAUCCGUUCUAAUUUCUGAAAAAACAUCAGCACACUGUUCUAUUGGAUCCACUUCCUUUUUAUUCCAUCUUUAUUGUGAUAAUUAUCCCAUCUACUUCUCUAUAUUUCCUUUAUAAUUAAAUUGUUUAAUGUU